Punica granatum (pomegranate) is the source of this 2015-nucleotide messenger RNA. NCBI's taxonomy places the organism in Eukaryota, Viridiplantae, Streptophyta, Magnoliopsida, Myrtales, Lythraceae. The record is from RefSeq and is a predicted model, not a curated record.
AGACUCACCACACACUCUCCAGUCCUCUCCACUCCCAUUGAGCCCCUCAAUAUUUAUUUCUCUGUCCAAUUUAUGCCGCUUCACCCUUUCUUUUUCCCUCAUCCAUUCCCAUCCCCUCCACUCUCCUUUCCUCUCCAUCUCAGUGGUGUUUUUGGGUCCUCCGAGCCAUACUAUAAAGAGCAGAAGAAGAACUCUACUUGCCUGCCGUUCCGUCCCGACGUUGAGAUUCGGCGAAAAAUAUGGGGAGAUCGCCUUGCUGCGAUAAAGUAGGGCUCAAGAAAGGGCCGUGGACCCCCGAAGAAGACCAGAAGCUCUUAGCCUACAUCGAAGAGCACGGCCAUGGAAGUUGGCGUGCCCUCCCUGCCAAAGCCGGCCUUCAGCGGUGCGGGAAGAGUUGCCGGCUGAGGUGGACUAACUACCUGAGGCCUGACAUCAAGCGAGGGAAGUUCAGCUUGCAGGAAGAGCAAACCAUCAUUCAACUCCACGCCCUUCUCGGUAACAGGUGGUCGGCUAUUGCUACCCACCUGCCUAAAAGAACGGACAACGAAAUCAAAAACUACUGGAACACUCACCUGAAGAAGCGGUUGGCGAAAAUGGGGAUUGAUCCGGUCACCCACAAGCCGAAAAAUGACGCCCUGCUAUCCAGCGAUGGCCAAUCCAAGAGCGCUGCGAAGCUGAGCCACAUGGCUCAAUGGGAGAGUGCCCGACUUGAGGCUGAGGCCCGACUAGUGAGGGAGUCAAAGCUCCGAUCUCACUCCUUCCACCAAGGUGGCAAUUCGUCGCCAUCGGGAUUUACCACUCCAGCCUCGGCAUUUGCUGUUUCUGGACAACUCUUGACUAAAACCCCCGGGGUUGGAGGUGACCACCUCGAGUCUCCAACAUCUACUCUCACAUUCUCGGAGAGUGCUCCCCCUAUAAUGGCUGGUUGCAAUAUGAGGGAGAAUUCUAAGCAGCAAAUGAUCGAGUUUGUCGGCACGUCUGAUCCAGAAGGCAGGAACAAUAUGAUCAAGGAAGAAGGUGAACAAGAUUGGACGAAGAACUCAAUGCCUAAUUUGGGAGAAUUCAAGGAGGGAAUCGGGAACACGCUGUCCUUCACAUCCACAAACUUCCACGACAUUUCAAUGUCCAUGUCCCUCGAAGCUCCAUGGACUGGGCAUGAUUCUCCGAUUAGGGCAAGCACUAGCGGGCACGGUGGCAGUUUAGAGAAUGAGAUCGAAGCUGAAGGUUUCACUAAUCUUCUUUUCAACAGCUCCUGCGAGCAAAGCAUAUCGGAGGGCGGCGGAGGCAGCGGUGGGGACUCGGAGAAUGGCGGGGAGAGUGGCUGCAGUGGGAGUGGCAGCGGCAGCGGGAGCGACUACUACGAGGACAACAAGAAUUAUUGGAAUAGCAUCCUCAACUUGGUGAAUUCUUCCCCAUCUGGGUCCCCCUUGUUCUAAUUAGCUACGGCUCUACUUAAAUUCAAUUAUUUUCUAGGGUUUUGUCAAGAUGGUGAGUCAGCAGAAGGCCACGGUAAAGGUCGAGGGGGUUAACUUGUUGUCAUCUCGGUCGGUCCAUUUCCUCAAGUAUAUAUAGUAAGAACCAUCUAUUUGUUUCAAUUGUCAAUUAGAAUGAAACCAAUUGAAUUAUGUCCAUAGAAAAUCAAAUUGCGAACGCUCUCCUCAUAAAGGAUUUGUGCCCCGUGGAAGGCGUGAAAUAAUUCCUCCGCACUGAUGAUUUAAGGUCCGCAAUGAUAGAUAUAUGAGGGAGUUGCUCCAGACCGAACUCAAUCGUUAUUUCUCCUCAUAAAGGAUUGUUUAAUUGCCAAAAAACACGAGGCAAAAUUCUUGAAAUUAGAAGUUGUCGUGAAGUUGAAAUUUCAUUUUCUUUUGGAAUUUUUUGGAUAUUGUGUAUUUAUUAUGUAUAAAUAUUCUCUUUUAGAUCUAGUUUCUGAGUGGCUGAGUCCAAUUUAUGAGAACUUCUCUUGAAUAGGGUGUAACUCCAUUGCCUCCCUAAUAUAUAAUAUUUGCUUCUCGAAA